AUGGCCUCGUUCCAGAACAAGCAUUUAUGGCUCAAACGCAACAGGUUUAUAUCUCUGCCAUCUAGCGAUGUGGAUCUUGUGGUUUCUCUCCCUCCUGUGAGGAACUUGGAACCUAUCAAAGAAGCUGGUAUUUUAGAGGGACUCAAUGUCAUCAAAGAAACAUGCCUUCAGGGCCUUAAUUCCAACUUGCUUUGCCUUCUCCCAAAGAAGACUGAUGCGGUUCUUGUCUCUGACUUCCGACCUAUUGUGUUGGGAAAUUUCCUUUUCAAGGUCAUCACCAAGAUUCUUGCCUCUAGGUUGAACGAGGUAGCUGCUGUUAUUGUCUCGGCCAAUCAGUUUGGGUUUAUCUCUGGGCGUUCUAUACAGGAAUGUAUUCUGCUGGCCUCUGAAGGAGUGAAUUGCAUGGAGCGCUCAAUUCAAGGGAGGAACAUGGCUCUUAAGGUAGAUAUUCGGAAAGCUUUCGAUACCCUGAAUUGGGAUUUUGUGGAGGUUGUGCUGGAUUGCUUUGGUUUCCUUCAAACUUUCAGACACUGGAUUAGAGUUAUUUUUCAAUCUGCCAGAAUUUCGGUUCUCUUUAAUGGAGAGCAGCAUGGUUACUUUGGUUGCUCUCGAGGGGUUCGUCAGGGAGACCCUUUGUCUCCGGUUCUGUUUGCUUUGGCGGAGGAGGUCCUCAGUAGUAUGCUCUCGGACGCUGCUGAUAGGGGAUUCAUUGCCCGUAUGAGGAUGUCCCGCUCUUUGCUUUUUCCCUCUCAUCUCCUGUAUGCUGAUGAUGUCCUUCUUUUUUGUAAAGCUACUUGGCGCAGCUGCAGGAUGAUUGAAUCGAUUCUUCAUAUAUAUGCUUUGGUUUCUGGACAGUUCUGCAAUAAGGCCAAAUCCAAGGUUUUCUUUGGCAAAGGUGUUUCUGUUCAGCUGAGACGUCGACUACAGCGGGAUCUGGGUUUCUCAACUGGUUCCCUUCCUUUUAUCUAUUUGGGAGUCCCCAUUUUUGCUGGUCGUGCUUCUGCUGCCCGUCUUAUCAGCACUCGUGAUCGCAUCAUCGCCCAUUUUCCUAGAUGGCAGGGCAUGCAGUUAUCUAUGGCGGGCCGUCUUUGCCUCGUCACUUCAGUCAUUCAGAGCGCGGCUGUUCACAGUAUGCUGAUAUAUCGUUGGCCAACUAAGCUUCUUCAUGAUUUGGAUAGAGCUUGUCGGUCGUUUAUUUGGACUGGCUGCACUACUUCUAGGCCUAAGUCAUCUGUGGCUUGGAAUCGAGUUUGCGCCCCCAAGACUCAGGGUGGGCUUAAUGUGAAAUCCUUUACACACAUCAGCCAGAGUUUCAUGUUGAGGUUAGGCUGGUUGCUGAUUACUGCGGACUCGAUGGGUUUUCAGUUGUUUCGCCAACGCUAUCUGGAUGCGUGCCUAAGACCUCGGUCCCCUUGGUUCUCUUCUACGAUUUGGUUGGGCACCCGAGCUGCUAUCCAGACUCUCGUCAGCGACACUCAUUGUUCUAUUGGUUCUGGUUCUACUAUUCUUUUUUGGACUGAUAACUGGUUAGGGUAUCGUCUGGUUGAUAGAAUCGGCAUUCCGGAUACUUUUCAUCAUGCUCUUUUGCAGCCGAUCUCGGAUUACUACUUUGAUUAUACCUGGCACUUUACUUUGAAUUUUUUGCAGAUCUUUCCGGAUAUUGCCUUUGAUAUUGUCUCGGUUCCUAUUAGCGAGGGAGAGGAUCGAAGAGCUUGGACCCAUUCUCAUUUUGGUGAGGUCUCCGCGUCGCUUGCUUCGGAUCAUAUUCGUCCCUGCUUUCCGACCGUUGAUUGGGGUAAGUGGAUCUGGGCUCCGUUUAUCCCAAUGCGGCGUUCCAUUGUCACUUGGCGGGUGAUUCUGGGGCGUCUUGCGACUGCUAGCUCUCUUCGUCGUUCGGGGCUGGUUGGUCCGGGCUGGUGCCCUCUCUGCCGGAAUGCGAAUGAGGAUAUUGAUCAUCUUUUUUGGGACUGUACUUUUGCUCGACAAAUUUGGCGCUCCCUUUUCGGCUGGUUCAGGGUGGAUAGUCCGUUGAUUCACGACAUUGGGAGUCUGCUUCUCUGGGCAAUGAAGGUGCAGACUAGCAAGCAGGUUGUAAAUCUUUGGCGAAUGGGUGUUAUGUCCACGAUUUGGAGCAUCUGGAAUAUUCGUAACAGAGUUGUAUUUGAUGCGGCUUCGGUCUCUGAGAGGGCACUUUCGAUCCAGAUCAAAUCUUUUAUUUUGGAAACUUCCCAAUUAUGUACUGGUGAGAUGGCUAACUCUGUUGAGGACUUACUGAUUCUUCAUGGUCUUGGGGUGCCAAGCAGACCUCGUCGCCCGACCUCUUUUGUUUAUGUUUUCUGGAUUCCGCCUCCGACUCCUUGGCGCAAAAUCAAUAUUGAUGGCUCGGUUCAUGGAUCCCCUCCUCUGAUUCACGCUGGUGGAGUUAUCAGAGAUUCUUCUAGCGUUCUGGGUUGUUUUCAUUUCUCUGCUGGACGUGGUUGGGCUUUUGAGGCAGAGCUGCUUGCCCUCAUCAUUGCUUUGGAGCAAUCUGUCAAUCAUGGUUGGAGACACGUUUGGAUCGAGACUGACUGCGCUUAUUUGGUGGAUCUUUUCAGUUCUCGGUCAGACACGGUUCCUUGGAGGUUCUUCAGCCGGUGGCGUAAGGUUCUCUCUUCCCUUGCUGGUUUUCAUUUUAUUAUCACUCACAUCUACAGGGAAGGGAACCGGGUUGCGGACUGUUUGGCUUCUUCUGUAGCGGAGGAAGGCUAUUGGAAUUUUACGAUCCCGGAUAUCCUACAGUUGGUGAAGGAUGACAGGCGGCAACUUCCUUACAUUCGGUUUGCUGCUGGUCUUUGCUCCUCUGAUGGAUCCCUCAUUAUGAGCAUGGGAAAUCACGCGGGAAAACUUGGGUUACCACCAAUGGUUUCAUCCCGUGAUCUUGACCUUGAAAAGCACGUUUUGAGCAUAUGCUUAAUAAGUUUGAGAAUUGAUUAUAAAAGUAAUUGCUUUAGGAGAUUCACUGCUAGCGGAGAACUGGGUCUGAUCGUCUUGUUUGGUCUUCUCGCUGUGAUGUCCCUUGUUUUUGUUCUUCCCUUCAUCUGUGAUGGUUGGAUCUUUUGCUCCUGGGUUUGGUUGGUGCUUGUUUUGAGGUUGUGCCCCUCUGGAGUUCAACCUGUUCUGAAAUCUGCGCUUUUUCCCGUUUGCACUGAUGCGGCGUCUCCAGUGGUUCCGGAGGUGACCAGUGCAGGGAAGAUUCAUGAUGCGUUCGGUGGGCAUCCUGUGCUGCACGCUCGGCUUGGUCCGGCCACUGCAGAUUUCUCUGGAUGGCCAGUGCAGCCCCCUCGGGUUUUGUUGUUGGCUCUUUUGUGCUUGAGCUGUCGUGUUGCGCCUUACAUUGGUCCCUUGCUGUACUGCUUUUAG
Messenger RNA from Salvia miltiorrhiza (redroot sage), 3399 nucleotides. RefSeq lists its product as uncharacterized. The record is from RefSeq and is a predicted model, not a curated record. The transcript is spliced from 6 exons. NCBI's taxonomy places the organism in Eukaryota, Viridiplantae, Streptophyta, Magnoliopsida, Lamiales, Lamiaceae. Bases 1 to 3399 code for a protein of 1132 amino acids. Gene Ontology annotation, molecular function: RNA-DNA hybrid ribonuclease activity; nucleic acid binding.